Molecule: messenger RNA, 1626 nt
Organism: Spea bombifrons (plains spadefoot toad)
Lineage: Eukaryota; Metazoa; Chordata; Amphibia; Anura; Pelobatidae
Gene: DEGS1
Product: delta 4-desaturase, sphingolipid 1
Exons: 3
Coding region: 75-1046 (323 amino acids)
Biological process (GO): ceramide biosynthetic process
Cellular component (GO): membrane
Molecular function (GO): sphingolipid delta-4 desaturase activity
Source: RefSeq, a predicted model, not a curated record
GUCACCCGGUUUCCGGUUCCAGCGGGGUAGUCAGUCAGGCGAUCCAGGCGCAGCGCGGCAGACGCAUCGCAGCCAUGGGGAACAGUAUGGCCAGGGAGGACUUCGAGUGGGUUUACACCGACCAGCCCCACGCAGACCGCCGGAAGGAGAUCCUGGCAAAGUACCCGGAGAUCAAGUCCCUCAUGAAACCGGAUCACAACCUCAUCUGGAUUGUUACCUGCAUGGUCUUCACGCAGUUCAUAGCGUUCUACUUGGUGAAAGACCUGGACUGGAAGUGGCUCAUGUUCUGGACAUACGCGUUUGGAAGCUGCAUCAGCCAUUCCAUGACCCUGGCCAUCCAUGAGAUCUCGCACAACAGCGCCUUCGGCAACAGCAAAGCCAUGUGGAACCGCUGCUUCGGGAUGUUUGCCAACCUGCCGAUAGGCCUUCCCUAUUCCAUCUCCUUCAAGCGCUAUCACAUGGACCACCACCGCUACCUGGGUGGGGACGGCAUCGACGUGGACAUCCCGACGGACUUCGAAGGGUGGUUUUUCUGCACCUCUCUCCGGAAGCUGGUGUGGAUCAUUCUUCAGCCGCUCUUCUACACCAUCCGGCCCCUCUGCAUCAACCCCAAGCCGGUGUCUCGGCUGGAGAUCGUGAACCUGCUGGUGCAGUUUGCCUUCGAUGCCGUCGUUUACCACUUCCUGGGGGUUAAGACAGUCGUUUACAUGCUGGUUGGAUCCAUACUCGGGCUAGGACUUCAUCCGAUAUCGGGCCAUUUCAUAGCCGAACAUUACAUGUUUCUGAAAGGCCACGAGACCUAUUCCUACUACGGGCCCUUGAACUACCUCACCUUCAAUGUCGGCUAUCACAACGAGCACCACGACUUCCCCAGCAUCCCGGGCAAGAACCUGCCCAAGGUGCGGAAAAUUGCAGCCGAGUAUUACGAUCCCCUCCCGCAGUAUACCUCCUGGGUCAGGGUGCUGUACGACUUCAUAAUGGACGACACGCUCAGCCCGUACUCGCGCAUGAAGAGGAAACUGAAAGGGGAAAUAAAACAAGACUGAACGGGCCGCGCGUGUGAGAAACCCCUAGAGACUGUAAGACGCGCAUGCGCAGAAAACGGAGCAUCAGACCACCGGUUUCAGCGGCUGCAGCGUCCGCUCCUCCACUCGGAUCCCACGGCCCCCCGCUUCCACCACGCAGCUCCACAGACUGUAGUUUAGGGGAAAAAGGUCCGCUUUAAUUUUCCUGCCGCCGUACUUGAUGCACUUAGGCAUCUGGUCACCUUUUCUCUGCGCAAGUUUUCAAGGAAGCCUUUUUUUUUUUGGAUUAAGUUAUAUAAUAAAGGUUUGCACUGUUGCCAUCUUAAGAGAUGUAAUUUACCUUCCGGUGCUCACUCCCUGCGGCGACUUCCCGGGCGGCCGUCGGAUCCUCACCUCCGGGGAGCGAUUUCGCUCUUAAUGAAUCUCUUAAGGUUAUAACUGAGCAAACCUUACGAUAUAUUCACCAAAAGCGGAGAAUCCUUACACAUUCACCAAGUACCUUCUGAUUUAUCGGCUACUUAAAAAGCCAAUAAACUCCGCUUACCCCACUAUCUGGUCCGCCUUUCCUGCAGGGGUUAAAUAAUUGCUGAAGGUCAAAAUA